CUGUCUAAGAAUGCUAUUAUAUUUCUGUUGAUAACACACUGUCGUGUUGAGUAUGAUGUUAGUAUGACGACUGUGUUACACAGUGACGUGUAGGUCUGAUUUUAAAUUUAGACUCGUUUAUAUAAUAGAUUCUUUAACUUGUUAAUUUUAUUGUCGAUAGUCUAUGUUCACAGGCUUUAGGCAAACUAGCGGUAUAGGUUUGUGUAAUUAUCUCAGUAAAAAAUAUAUAUACAUUUUUGGAUUAAUUCUUGUACCUGUCCGGAUAAACCAGUUUAGUAGAAAUGUCCAGUCCAGUGAUCUCGGAAUAAUCACUGCUCACGUAGGCCUAAAGAUGUUGACCACCAAACGAUGCUAUUGGUGCCGCCCAUGUCUCUUGCUUCUAUAACUGCAGUCUGUAACACGACAUAAGGAGCUCAUGGGGCUGUCCAAGAAACUAGGGGUGUGGUCACAGAAAACCUUCCAGGGAGGUUCACAGGAGGUUGUGUACAAGUGGAGCAAUCAAACCUACACACUUGGUGAAGUCAUAAGGAAAUUUAAAUUGCCGUGUGUUGUGCAGUGUGACACAGAUCCGUGUUGUGUCCUUUGGUCCGAUUUCCGGUUUGAUUUAUGUCAGCCAUUGCUUCUGUUCAGUACAAGGAGCACUCAGAAAGUACACGCCAUCAGUGUCCACGAGGAACCAUCCAAGCAAAUAUUAGAGGAACUAGACCCUCCUCUGGCAAUACCUCUAGACUUUGAAGGUUGGUUUGCUGCAAGACCUAAAGGCGUGGACAAAUUAAAAGUGCACAAAACAAUCGAAGAGGUCGUAAAUUCAACUGCCAUCAGGUUUCUGGUGACCUCCAAGUGUAGUGCCUUCACCACCAUCAAAUCCGUUGGUGGAAGUUUUCAGUACAAGGAAAGGGAAAUCACUCCCGGUGAAAGCUUUAGAAAAGUCUGCGUCAUGAGAAACGAACCAGUCAAUGAUGCUCUUGCUGAGUUAAUCAAAGAUUACGGCCCUUGUUUAGCAUGUUUAGAUGAAAAGGAUGAUGAUAUUCUCAUUCCUCUAGCCAAUGAAACGUUGUGCUACGAUUUGGCUGAGAUGUAUCCGGAAAUGGGCGAUCAGAUUUUUAGAAUCUCUUCCUUAAUUGAUGGCGGGAAUUCCAAACUGCCUCGACUUCUUCAAUUAAUCUAUGGUGAUCCUCCAGUUCUGAAUUACAGCUUUACGGGAAUGUUGAGGUGCUACAGUAUUUUUACAGAAGAAACUAUUCUGGCUGCCAUUUUAAAUCCAGGCAAAUCUAUGUGCCUUGAACUGACGACAGAUUCAGUUACCAAAUUUAGACUGGCUCUGAAUGAGUCGGCCAUUAAAAAGACAAUCGAAUACACAAAUACAUUUCAUCUGUGCGAUUCGUUUGGGCCUAAGUUUCUAACUGGCAUUAAAGUGUCAUUCUCGCUUAAACCUACGCUCAGCGAUAGUCAAGAAUUGACUAUAGCAUCUGGUGACAGUGACACACAAGACACUAAUGACAGUGAUACAAAUGGCAGCGACACACAGGACAUAAACGCCGAUUCGGAAUUCGAUGUAGAAUGGCGUUCAGUGCCAGGAGAUAUGGUGCUACAGUCCAAACACUCUAGCCACAAGAUAAACAAUGCAACUAUUUCAGAACAAACAAAUUGUGAACAUUUGACUGAAUCUGUUCCAAAUCCGAUGAAUGACAAACUGUACGAUGGGUCAAUGCAUCCAAAUAAUAGCCAGGCUAACCGAGUCAACUGGAACAACAAAAUGACGAAAUCUCAGCUCAAUAGGAAAAGCGUUGAAGACGAAAUAGUGGAUAAAAUAUCCAGCAUUGAAAUACACCACACAAGAGAUGAGGAUUUUACUAGCUCCAGAAAUAUCUUCUCCAUUAUUAAUUCCAAUCUUAGUUCCUCAAUGUCUAUAGAAGCAGAUGUUCAUAAACCCAAAUCUGGGGACAAAAACACAGUAGACAAAGAAAACCCUUUGCUUUAUUUGUUUCAUCCAAUGAAAAACAAAGACGACAACUCACUGGGUAACAAAGAACAUGUGCAUGCGGUAAGCAUCGCUCUGGAAAAUGUCAGCGACUCUACAUUCGAUCCCAGAGUUCCAUGUAAACCAGCCAAAGAAUACGUAGAGAGUGAGGAGACUGGAGAGAGCUCUGAUAGUGAGUUCAUGGAAAGCUCUGAGCUCAGACAGGAACCUGGACAAUUCAGCUUUGCACCAUAUGAAGGCUGUGAGAGAAGUCUUCAAAGUGAGAAAAAUACUAGCAGUCAAAAGUCACCUGAUUAUCAAAACAUUCAAUUUGACGAGAAGAAAUCUGACAGUUGUAAUAAAAAGGGAAUAUUUUCUUUGACACCUCUUGAUAUACAACAGACAUACAGUGAUAAACAGGAGCCUAUGAUUUGUCAGGAAAACGAUAGUUCUGAAGAUGAAUAUGAUGCCGAAGACAUUUUAUCUUUGGCUGCGUCAGAGUCGGAAAAAUUGUCAACUUUGACCAAAAACGAACUCCAAUUUUCGGGAACAUUUCCAUUAGAAAAAUCUGACAAAGUGGCAGAGAUUCAAGAAUACCGCGGCAUUCAUGAGAGAUUCGCAUUACUUGGACGUCAAGUAAGUUGCGAGAGUAGCACGUCUCAAGAAUCGUUCGCGCGAUUUAAUAGUUUAAUAGAAGAAGUGACGGCGUUGGUGAAUACAUCAAGCAGUCGUAUCAUUGGCGCAAGCAAUAGAAAACCAAAAACUAGAAAUAAAUUAUUACAAGUGCAAAGAUCUAAAUAUGACAAAGGCUACACCGAGCUGGUAAGCUCCACAGAGACUAUACCAGAUAGUUUACCCGGGGCUCUGUCUGGGGAAUCAUCAAAGAGUCAAGAAAUUUCUAAGGCGGCAUCCAAGCCUUUAUUCACAGAAACAGAACAUUUCGUAUCUAAGCCUUCCAGUUUACCAUUACUAAAUCAGGCUGCAUUAAGCAACAAAUUUACAACGAACUCUUUGGAUGAUAUAACAGCAUUGAACAGUGCAAACAAACAUUCAGAAGAGCUGCAUUUAAUUCCCAAAGUAAAUGCCCAUGAAAACUCUUUUCGACCUUUUGGUGUUCUCAAGAGAUCCCGAGGGCAGCAGAACAUUAUUGAGGCUCUGGACUCAAAAUAUUUGUCUGCUAUAGAUCAAAAUCAAAAUAAAGAAAUGCCACCCAACGUUCUCGGUGCAAUGAAAGACACAUCAGAUCAUCCACCUGUACUCCAGCGCAGAAGUAAUCCUUCAAGUAACCAAGCGAUACAAGAUCAUUUGGAAGAAAAUGUGACUGACCCCCAGAUUUACAGCAACAUUUCGUUAAUGCGACAGAAAUCUGAAACAGUUGAAAUAACUUCAAGUCGUACCAGUGUUGAUAGCGACUUGACAUCUGUCAGUAGCAUGAACUCAGUACUGUAUCACCCCAACCAGUCACAUAUCUUUAGUACUGAACUAGAAUCUGAUGAAUCCAAUUUCUGGAUUUAAGAAUAAAUUGUGUAUAAAUACCGGUGGCUUGAUUACAGAUACAUUGUGUAUAUACCCGUGGCUUGAUUACAGAUACAUUGUGUAUAUACCCGUGGCUUGAUUACAGAUAAAUUAUAUAUAUACCCGUGGCUUGAUUACAGAUAAAUUGUAUAUAGGCCCUAUACCCGUGGCUUGAUUACAGAUAAAUUAUAUAUAUACCCGUGGCUUGAUUACAGAUAAAUUGUGUAUAGGCCCUAUACCCGUGGCUUGAUUACAGAUAAAUUAUAUAGCCUAUAUACCCGUGGCUUGAUUACAGAUAAAUUGUGUAUAUACCCGUGGCUUGAUUACAGAUAAAUUGUGUAUAUACCCAUGGCUUGAUUACAUAUAAAUUGUGUAUAUACCCGUGGCUUGAUUACAGAUAAAUUAUAUAUAUACCCGUGGCUUGAUUACAGAUAAAUUGUGUAUAGGCCCUAUACCCGUGGCUUGAUUACAGAUAAAUUGUGUAUAGGCCCUAUACCCGUGGCUUGAUUACAGAUAAAUUAUAUAUAUACCCGUGGCUUGAUUACAGAUAAAUUGUGUAUAUACCAGGGGUCGGCAACCUUUUGAGUCGAAAGAGCCAAAAAUUACAAUUUACAAAAUUUUAAAGUUUUAAAGAGCCACAAAAUUUUUCUUGCAACAAUAAAUAGUACUCGCACAAUUUUUUUUAAAGAAAACAAAAGAAUCUUUGUAUUUUUAAGUAGUGCUUAUCACAACAAAUUAAAUAAUAUAUAUAUAUAUAUAUAUAUAUAUAUAUAUAUAUAUAUAUAUAUAUAUAUAUAUAUAUAUAUAUAUAUAUAUAUAUGUAUGGCAUUAUUAGAUAAUUAUUUUUUUUAUUUCGGUAACAACUAAAGCAGUUACACAUUCUCUUAAACACUAAGUUGAACUUUAAUAACAAACAAUUGAGCAAACAAAUUUAAUGGGAGCGUUGGCUUCGCAUGGUUUUAGAAAGUUUGAAUACAUUUGGCUCAUAAUUUGUUGUUUUUAGUUUCAAACACGACUCUAGAUUUUCAAUUGUUAGUUGGCUUCUUACUUUGCUUUUAAAUAUAUUCAUAAAAAAAAACAACGCUUUCUCGCACGAAUAUGUCGAUCCGAAGACAGUCAGCUCUCCAAAUGUAGCAAUCUGGAAGAUUAUUCCAUGCGCCGAAUCAACUUGCGGCAUUCCUUAGAAAGCUGUCCACUAUUGUUGCGUUACGUGCAUUUCUGGACCUCCAACUCUUGCAAUUUGCUUUUCAACUCUGUAAAUUUUCCACCCCAUAAAACUUUACUUUAUAAAUCGACCAAUUGCAUUUUUAGAGAUCCAGUAUCAAUUUCAAAUGAAUCAAUGCGGAUUGUGUUACUAUUUGUGUUGAGAGGAUUUACUAGGAUUGCUAGAAUGGUUUUGUUGGUUUUGAACUGCUCAAAUCUAUCAAGAAAUUUAUCUUUGAUUUUUUUUUAACUGUGCUCAAGUAAUUCGUGUCAAUAAUAGCUUCUGAUUUAAUUGCGAUACUGCUUUAGACAUUGAAAAUGAAGUAACUUACCGCUCUGAAUACCUUGAGCAAAAAGAAUUAAUUUUUCUUCAAAACAAACCAAUUCUUCUACCAAAACAUGGGAUGGGUUUCCCUCUCCUUGCAGUUUUAGAUUCAGCUCAUUUAAUUUCUCUGUUUUAUCAACCAAAAAUAAAAUGUUUGCAAGUAUUUGUCGUUUUCUUAUACAGUGAGAUUAAUGUCUUUAUCAUUUAGGAAUGUAUGUAUUUCCUUCAAGCACAAAGCAAAACGUCUCAACACAUUACCUUUGGAAAUCUAUCGUACUUUAUUGAAAAGAAGGAGCUCGGAAUACUGAGUAUCCAUUUCUUUUAAGAUUUCUUUAAACUGACGAUGGUAGAGUGCUUUUGAUAAGAUGCUGUUAACAAUCUUGAUGACCAAAUUCAUUACCUCAACUUUUUUGGUUAUGAACCGUUUUGGACACCAAGCGCUUCUUUGAGCAUUAUUCAGUGAAAUGUAAGAAUUUCAUGGUUUAUUUUGCUCCGACGAAUCGUUGUUGCCCUUUUAUUUUUUCCUGUCAUACUUCUGGCUCUAUCAGUUGCUAUUUAAAUGAUUUUAUUUAAAUCGAUCUUAUUGUUUUCAAUGUUUUUUUGUACGGCAUUUACUAUAUCUUCUCUAGUUUGUCACGAGAGAGGUAGCAAUCAUUGAAGUUCUUCUUUUGGACCUUGGGAAGACUUAUAGCUAACAAAAUGGGCAACUUGGGCCGUGUCUUUUUGUAGCAUGGUAGGACAAAAGAAAGUUGAAUAUCUUCCACCUAUAAAUAUGUUACAUUUGAAGACAUUUAAAAUAUUCUAUCUUGUACUGUUUUAGCAGAUAAUGGAAAAUCUUUGAUUUUUUAAAAGAUUUCUGGUUUGUUUUUGAAAUCACGAAAAAGUGUUAUCUUCAGAUGCACGUAGAAAGCAGUCUUUGACAUUUUCACCAUCUGUAAAUGGUUUGCCUUUUUGUCCAAUUUCUAGUGGUGCCGCAAAGCUUGUCAGAUUAGCAUUAAUUGUAGAUUGCUUCUAAGUUUGAGAAGAUAAUCACUUCUAACGCAUUUACUUAAAACUUACGUCAGAGUCAAAGCACGUGGUGAAGACGCCAAUUCAUCUUGCGUCGAAAGCGAAUUGAAACCUACAUAGAAACAUCCGACGAUGGCGUCAUUCGAGAACUUAUGACGGACUGACAAUAUUGACGACGCGUGUAAUGGGGGAGGGGUGUGGUGAAAAGCGAGUACAAGUGGCUGAGAGAUAGAAUCGGUGCCUAAUCCUCGUUAAACGAUUCAGAAUUAUUUAAAAAAUGUUUCGAUAAAAUAAAUAAUAUUUGCAUAUGGAACUAAAGAGCCGCAGCUUCACACCAUAAGAGCCGCAUGUGGCUCGCGAGCCGCAGGUUGCCGACCCCGGGUAUAUACCCGUGGCUUGAUUACAGAUAAAUUGUGUAUAUACCCAUGGCUUGAUUACAUAUAAAUUGUGUAUAUACCCGUGGCUUGAUUACAGAUAAAUUGUGUAUAUACCCGUGGCUUGAUUACAGAUAAAUUGUGUAUAUACCUGUGGCUUGAUUACAGAUAAAUUGUAUAUAUACUACUAUAUACCCGUGGCUUGAUUACAGAUAUUUCAAUUCAACAUUUCCUGCAUAGAGACAAUGUAUAAAAUGAUCCCAUAUAUCGCCUAUAUGUUUGUGUAUGUAAAUAUUUGUAAAUAGAUGUAAAGUGCUAUUUAUUGGUAUUGUUUCAUGCUGAUACACUGUCAUAUUAUAGCGCACAGAAUUCUGUAACUUAACGACAUGUUCAAAAGUAUCAAGUGAUUAUUAGCUGAGUUAUGGAGCAAUUUAGGCCUAUGAUUACACAUUAUUAGAAGAGCUAAAUGUGUAUGUCUAUAGAUUAUUUGUAAGGCAUGUCUGUUGAGACAAGGAGAAAGUGACUUGGGGACAGGGAGCAGAGUACCUUCACCUAUCCCUUAGUCUUUUGGACCGUUGGGACACCACACACGAUCUGUCGACCAUUUUUCUCCAUUCCUCUCUAUCUUUCGCCACCGUGUGAAUUCGUUGUGGUCAUUAUAGACAUUUCACUUUCAAGUGCUCAAACCUUUGUAUUCUAUUUUCGGUAUUGCCCCCGCCAAAAAAAAAAACGCACAGUCUACAUAUAACGCUUUUUUUUUAAAGAUAAAUAUCACGAAUUCUUUACAAUUUUUGUUUCUUUCUCCCUAAGUCCACUUAUUUUUAAUAUGCCUUACGUCAUUUCCACUUCCUUUUAGACGCGGUCUAAAAAUGUUUUAAAAAAUUCUAAUAUCAUUAAUAAGAUAGAUCUAGAGACUUUUUCAUUCUUUCUUUCUUUUUUUUUUUUUGGAGAGAGAGAGAGAGAGAGAGAGAGAGAGAGAGAGAGAGAGCUAGUAAUGGUACUUUGUAACACUGUCAGAAAAAAACAACAUCUAAUUAUAAAAGUAUUGAAAAGACAAACCUGGAUCUAUUGUCAAUUCGCUACAUUCAAAUGGGGUCAACUAAACGAUUGCAAUUAAUAAAACCGAAUUGAUAUUUCUGUUGAUUUAGAGAACAAAAUACCAAGAGAAAUGUACAAAUGGCUAUGGGAAUGUGUAUUAAAUGAAGUUGUAUCAUUUAGUUUGAAUCAAUCAUGAAUUUAAUUAAUUUUUAAUGACUCCAAAUUUAACCAAAUACAAUGCAACUCUGCUGCAGUACCAUAUAAA
Messenger RNA from Biomphalaria glabrata, 7688 nucleotides. RefSeq lists its product as uncharacterized. The record is from RefSeq and is a predicted model, not a curated record. NCBI's taxonomy places the organism in Eukaryota, Metazoa, Mollusca, Gastropoda, Planorbidae. The transcript is spliced from 4 exons. Bases 416 to 3475 code for a protein of 1019 amino acids.